AGCACAUAUUCACACUAACCAAUUUUGGUUCUUUUUCCUAAGCUUCAGCUUCAACAUCAUUUGCAUCAAUAUUUUCUCUACACUACUAUAGCACUUGACUCUUGAGUCAAGUAUUCAACAUGGAACAAGAAUCAACGUUGUGCAUGAUGGAGGUGAGGGAAGAUUUCAUGGUUUCACCAAUUGGAGACAGUGAACCAUCUUUGAGAAGUGCUUAUUUCCUAAAGCCCCAUGCAAAGUCUCUUGAUGGAGCAGUUUCUGGGGUCCUUUCAUCUUCAUUGUCCAUGCCAUUGCCACCGGUGUUUGAACCAAAGGAGUGGCCUUUGGUGAUCCAUUUCAGCUGGUGGCGCCACACAAAGCAGAAAUGGGUUGGAUGGGUGGAUUCCCUUCAAGUGAGGUAUGAGUCAGUUUGGAAGAAAGUUGGAAUCUUUGAAGCCAUCAUGAGCACCAAGUGUUCCAUAGUGAAAGAUCAAAACUUGUGUUAUGGGGUUGCUGAGAAGUGGUGUCCUGAGACAAACACCUUGUUGUUUCCGUGGGGUGAGGCUACAAUCACAUUGGAGGAUGUGAUGGUGUUGGGGGGUUACCCUGUUGUUGGUGAUCCUAUCUUCACCCCACUUCACAGCCAGGAAAUGAGAGAGGUGGAGAAGAAGUUGAUUCAUGCAAGACAAGAACCUUGGAGGAUGAAAAAAGGUAUGGCUUCUUUGUCUGCAUGGAUUGAUCUUUUUGUCAACAGUGGUAGUGAAGUUGAGCAUGAAGCAUUUCUUGCAACUUGGUUGUCAAUGAUUGGUUUUUCUCCUAAAGGCUUGGUGGGUAAGUUUGUUUUCCCUAUUGCUGUUCAUCUUGCUAGAGGGAAUACCAUUGCUUUGGGACCAGCAGUCUUGGCCAGCAUAUAUAAGGAUCUGACUUUGUUGAAGAAGACAAUAGUUGGUUUGACAGAAAAACUAGUGCUAGGUGAUGAUUUGCAGUUGGAGGUAACUCUUCAGUCACCCUUUUACUUGGUCCAAAUUUGGGUGUGGGAGAGAUUCAAGAAUUUGCAACCACAGCCCAGGUUGAUCAACCAUGACGAGGCUAUGUUGUUUAGGUGGCACAAGGUUAAGCCAUUGAAAGUUGACAAUGUGAGAUUGACACUGGACUCAGCUAUGGAGCAUUUUCGGUGGCGCCCUUAUGUUCAAUAUGUUGGGAAGUUCAAGGUGUUUUAUCCAGAGAAUGAAACUUUGGUACCAUUUGAGAAAGAUUUGGAUGAUGAACUAAUCUCUUUUGUUACAUGCAUGAGAGUUUCUGUGCUUGUGGGAAUUGAGUCUACAAUAAAGCAGUACCUGCCACAUAGAGUUGCUAUGCAAUUUGGAAUGGAUCAAGAUGUUCCAGAUUGUGUGCCUAAAUUCUGUGGAACUAAAUCCAUUGCUUGGAAAAAUUACUGCAGGCCAAUAUCUGAUAGGAGUUUGUAUUUUCCUGCUAGGCUUUUUGAAGGAGAUGUUACCACAAGGUAUGCAAAGUGGUGGAAGGAAUCAGUCUUGAGUCAUCAGGAUUUUGCAAAGAAUAUUGUGCGGCGAAAGAGAAGUUCAAGGCCAUCUCAUCAUAGGACUCAUGUAUCAAAAGCAAACAAAAGUGGUAACGAUGCUGAUGUUCCACCUGGUUUUUCUCCCAUACAUGUUAGCACUGUGUGUUAUGGAAAAUCUGGUGAUGAUGAUUCAAAUGCUAGGAAAGGUAAUAGUGAUGGCAUUGUACCUUCUGGUUUUCUUCCUGAACAUUUGAAAACUGUUCCAUCUGAAAAUUCUGUUAAAGAUGGUUUGAAAGCCAAUGAAGGAAAUGUUGAUAUUAAGAUUCCAACAAGUUUUCCUUCAAAAUAUGAUACUCUGACUCCUUGCAUUUCUGUUGAGAAUCAUAAACAGGUUUUGGAAGAAAAUAAGUAUGGUGGCAUGACUCACAGUUCUGUUAAAACUUAUAAAUGUAAGAAUUUGUCCCAUCAAAGUUCUUCAGCCUCUACUGCAGAUUACAAAAAUGUUGAAAGGAUAUCACCACUGACAAAACCAGUUGCAAAAGAUACUGUUGAAAAAUUGAUGGGGGGUUUGGAUGAAGAGUUUGAAGAUGCAAAUGGGAGCAAAGAAUCAAGGCUUUCCAGUGAGAGAGGAAGCCUAUCUGGUACUCAAGGAUGCAAGUGUUGGCAAGUGGUUGAACUGGAACAUUGGUGUAGCAUGAGGAGAAAAUGAUGGUAGUUUGGAUACUUACACAAAAAAGUUGCUAUGAGAAGUACUAGUGAGAAGAGUAGAUUGCAUAGUUCAUUCCUUUAAAAUAAGGAGGAGACUGAAGGACUUUAGAGAAAGUUUUCAAAAGAUAUCAUGGUGAAUAAUAUUUCUGAAACUUUGGAUUUUAAACGACUCAAAUGUCGUCAAGCCUACUUCUUGAACAUGAUGUGUGACCAUAGAUUUCUAUGAGAUUGCUAGCUUUUAAUUUAUUAUAUCUUGUUCUUGU
Molecule: messenger RNA, 2466 nt
Organism: Cajanus cajan (pigeon pea)
Lineage: Eukaryota; Viridiplantae; Streptophyta; Magnoliopsida; Fabales; Fabaceae
Biological process (GO): meristem development; meristem maintenance
Source: RefSeq, a predicted model, not a curated record